This is a messenger RNA of Gigantopelta aegis, 3437 nucleotides long. RefSeq lists its product as uncharacterized. The record is from RefSeq and is a predicted model, not a curated record. NCBI's taxonomy places the organism in Eukaryota, Metazoa, Mollusca, Gastropoda, Neomphalida, Peltospiridae. The coding region runs from base 232 to 3081 and encodes 949 amino acids. The transcript is spliced from 14 exons.
AUAAAUGCUGCACGUGCAUUUAUUUUUAAUAUUGCCCUGUUGGCUCAAAACAAAGACAAGUUCCCCUACUUGGAUUCCAAAUCGUUCACAAGGGAUCCUUUUUACAGUAAAGAUACAAGAGAUGUAUUCAGGCUGUUCUUUGGUUCACCUGAUCAAAAAACAUCCUAUAUUCAGGUUUACAUUCUUAGUCCUGUGUACCUUCGGUUUGGUGGGUCUCUGUGCCGCUGUUUGAUGAAGUGGAUCAAAGCGGACUACAUGGACCCUAGUGAUGACAGCUAUUGGACACCGCCAGGUCCGGCUGUAGAACAGACUGAGGACAAACACUCAGACGAACCUCCAAAACAUUUGCUCUGUGAACAAUGCAUAGACUUGUGUGCAACAUUGUAUUUGCGUGAAAAAUUUUAUGGAGAUGAGAGCGGUCCUAAGUUUCUUGAAUUUUGGUCGCGUGGCGAUCCCCGUUUCAACGACAGAUGUAAUCCCUUGUAUAACCCUGUUGCUUUUUCUGACACAGAUUGGAGAGAUGACUGCGAGAUAGAAGAUUACCAGGAGUUUUUUUGUUAUGUCAGAGCCAAAUAUGAAAGAGAGAAGGAUAUGUGUGUUAGAUGUCUUGAAUUGCAGAAGGAGGAAAAAUCCACAAAGAAGCCUAAGAAGAAGAAGAAGAAGAAGAAGAAAAAAUUAAUGGAUGUGAAAAAUGAGCCUCAAGCUGGCGAUGAUGAAGUUGACGCCAGUCUUGUGAACUCGAAGGUUGCAGAGUCGGCGUGUGUUGUUGCAGAGUCGGCGUGUGUUGUUGCAGAGUCGGCGUGUGUUGUUGCAGGGAAAGGUGAAGGAAAUAAAGAGAGGUGGCCAUUUUCAAGUAAUACAAAAAGAAUGGAGAGUGUAGUGCACAGUAUUAUACCGGGCAAGAAAAAUGCUAACAGCUUCAGUGUGGUACAGCUUGAUGAUAUCUCAACUAAAUGUUUCGAAACCACAAUAACCAUUGCCGGAUCUAAGCAUGAUUCAUUUAGCAGUGACAUGGAUAUGGAUGACUUCGCUCCCCUGGCAAUGUCGUCGGCCAUUCUGAAGGCUAAGAUCCCCAACCUACCUAGCAAGAUGGAGCUGUGGCAAGGAUCUCACUGCUGUAUAGUUGUCCUUAACUACAUGAGCGAGGAACCGGAAAACCCGACAAACUUCAACCUCAAAGUUUUGGGAUCUAACAAUAACACCGUCAUGUCUAUAAUGUUUCAGUUACUUCGUUAUGUUGGCAAGCGCAAGCAGCGUCCCUGUCCCGGCUGGACGAUGGUGGUUGAUGACAUACUGACGUGCAUCAUGCUGGAAGAAACUCACAAACACGAGCAGCUGGUCAUCAGCAUCCAGAGGGGAUUUCACCCCGCCAGUUGCUUGUCCGAUGAAGGCAGAACAACUUUGAUUGAAAAUGUAGAUGUUAAAUGGAUGAAUGAGUCAACCGAAGAUGGUGAUGCUAUGGUUGAUAGAAUGACAAAGCAGGAAUUAAUCACAGUUCUAGAAGACAUCUGUGAAGGAAUUGCAAUGGAUCUGGACGAGUUUGUGGUUAUGAAGGAUGGUACCAUUAUUCACAUGAAGGCUGGAGGACCCCCAGUUAUUGACAUCAGAGGUUGCUCGGAGCGAGAGAAACACCUUUCAGAUGGUUUGCCCAUUGAUUUCCGCACGCUUCUUACCAGCAGACAGGUUGAAGGGCCUAUUUGGGACUUGAUCUCAUCCAAUAGAGAAAAUUAUGACAUCCUUCUCAUGCAUAAGAACAAUAAAGCUGCAUUUGCCGACGUUUCCGCUACUAGUUCGAAUAUAUGCGAGUACUUCAAAAAAGAUAGCUAUGCAGUUGUAGGGUACUCCAGCAAGGGACUUUGUACACUAGACAAAACUGGUCAGGAAGCAGAGUCCAGCGAUCUGCUGAAGAAACAGAUUGAUAAGCAUCAGGUUGUUGAAGAAAGUCUGCUGAAGAAACAGAUUGAUAAGCAUCAGGUUGUUGAAGAAAGUCUGCUGAAGAAACAGAUUGAGAAGCAUCAGGUUGUUGAAGAAAGUAAAAGCAAUACUGAUGAUGAAUUUUGCAUAUCCUUGGCCAGUAGGAGAAAAGAAGCCACGCCUCGAAAGAAAUCACCUGUUAAAAUGGUUGGGCCUUUCAUUGCCACUCCACGUGCCGGGCAGGAAAAGCGACUAGAAAAGCUGCAACAAAUGAAGAAGAAAAUUGUCACGAUCCAACACAUUCUUAUCAGUGCAUGCGAGAAGCCCGACGAACACGAGAAAGGCUGCACUUGCUGCGAGGUCAAGUUCACAAUGCAGAUUGAGAACGAUGGCGACAGCUACACGGUAAAGCUCUUCCUGUCCGACUUGAGCCCGGGCAUUGAGAGAACGUGUCGGAAGGACGAACUGAGUUCAACAAUCAGGUCAACUCUCUGUGAUCAGAUCAACGAGCAGAUGCCGUUCCUUGGGGUCGACAGAGUUGAUGUCCAAGUGAAGGAGGACAAAAACGGAGGGCUCAAAAUCAACCUCAACAUGUUUGGCUAUUCCAGAGAGCCCCCUGUGUUCAGUUUCUCUGGACCAGGAGCAUGUGUACAGCAGAAGGCCAAACCGCACAGUAAAGGCAAAAAACAAACCUGCGUGAUUACUUUCAAAACCAAGGUUUCAGAUGUUCCAUUUCCUGGCCAGCGUCUGCGUACCGAAGCAUCCAUUUUACCGGACCACAAUACCACCCAGACUGUGUCUCAGGACAAAACCUCGGCUAAUAGUCUGGUCGAUGGUCACGACGUGACCACCACAUUGAAAGAAAACGUGUGGAAGGUGAAGAAGGUGAAAGCAGCUGGUUGUGGCGUCCAGUUGGAGACGACUCCGUGUGCCAGCCCAGACGCUAACUGUGAGCGGAACCACUCGAGUGAGGGAUCGGGGAAGAGAAAACUGCGAGUGUGUUCGAACUGUCGGUUAGAGGAGGACAAACCAAAACUCUUCAAAAAGUGUCAAAAAUGUAAACAAGAAUCCAUCAGAAAUGCCAGAUAUUACUGUGGAAAAGAGUGUCAAGUCACCGACUGGAUAUCGAGACACAAACAGGAACAUGUGGAUGGAAGUUUGCUGUGAAGUUACCAGCAAAAUGUACAAGAAGAGAUAAUUGUGAAGUUACCAGCAGCCCGUACAAGUAGAGUGAAGUGAAGUUACGGUCUCGGCAGAUAACAAGAGUAGCGAAGAAAUUUUGACUUUACAAGACAGUGCAACAACAACAACAACAACAAAAAAACCCAUCAAUCAACAUUAUGGACUGUUUCCGAAAAUUUACUAUAAACAUUAAGUAUAAUUAGUUUAAUGUAUCAGAAACCGUUGUUUCAUAUCAUUCCGUUACCUGUAAAACAUUUAGUUUACAGUGGGAAGCAACAAUAAAGCAUCAAACAGUUUGGAUGCUGGCUGUUAAUCAUGUUCAAUAAAGACAUUUAAAUCUU